Messenger RNA from Anopheles stephensi (Asian malaria mosquito), 3238 nucleotides. RefSeq names its product putative odorant receptor 83c. Gene Ontology annotation, biological process: detection of chemical stimulus involved in sensory perception of smell; sensory perception of smell. Gene Ontology annotation, molecular function: olfactory receptor activity; odorant binding. The record is from RefSeq and is a predicted model, not a curated record. The coding region runs from base 39 to 1220 and encodes 393 amino acids. Gene Ontology annotation, cellular component: plasma membrane. NCBI's taxonomy places the organism in Eukaryota, Metazoa, Arthropoda, Insecta, Diptera, Culicidae. The transcript is spliced from 3 exons.
GUCCAGUGCAGUGACUGGUUUGUGGCCACGGUGUUAUCAUGGAAGCGGCGGAAAAAUUCCACCAGUACGAGCGUUACUUGCGCACGCUCUGCAACGUGCUCGGGUUCGACGUGCUGCGCAAAGGGUGGAAGAAAACGUUUCGCACCUACGUGACGAUCUUUCUCUGCGGACAGUACUUCCUGUGGAUGGUGUGGUCGAUCAUCAUAGCGAGCGAUACGUUCGAGCUGCUGAAGUCGCUGUCGUUCAUCGGGUUCUUCUUCCAGUGUUCGUCCAAGAUGUACUACACGAUCGCGAACGCGGCCCAUUACUCGACCAACUUUGCUGGGCUGCAGGAAACGAUCUACACAGCCCACAUGGACGGUACGGAGGAGCAGAAAACGGUGAUCGAUCGUGUCAUUACGGUGGUGCUGCUGGCCACGAAAGCCACCACGGUCCUGUUCACCUCGUCCCUGUUUAUCUUCUCGCUCUAUCCGGCCUACAUGUACUUUGUGAUGAACGUGAAGGUGACGAUCUUUCCACUGUACAUACCGGGGAUAAACAUUUACUCGUCGUACGGGUACGGCAUUACGAACUCGCUGCACAUGUUGAUAGCGGUUUACGGUUUGCUCGGUGCCCUUACGUCUGACACGGCGUUUAUGCUGUUUGUGCUGCAUUUCAUUAGCUAUGUCGAACUGUUCCGAAUAGAGUGUGAACAGUUUGCGCGAGAUUUGGACGCGUUCGGUCAGCAGUGGGAGUAUCAUACGGUGGAGUACAAAACAUUCUGUCGCGAUUGGAUGCGAGCACUGUAUCAGUAUCAUCAGCAGGUUAUCGUCUACCUAAGUUCGCUGCAGGAGUGCUAUCACAGUAUCUGCGUGUAUCAGGUAGCUUCCUGCAGCUUUUCGAUCAUGUUCAAUCUGUUCCUGGCGUUAACGACUGACUGGUACGCUACGUACAGUUUUAUGGUUAUUUCCUGGUUUCAACUGUUUGUCUACUCGCUGCUUGGUACCGUUAUGCAAGUUAUGAACGACCGGUUGAACAGUUACAUCUCGAACCUGCCGUGGUAUUUGCUGCCGACCGACGAACAGCUGCGGUACAACUUUAUGCUCGGCCGCAGUCAACUGCCGGCCGAGAUGGUCAUCCGCAGCGUUGGCCCGAUGAACAUGGAAACGUUUACCGAUAUAAUGCAGAAAAUCUAUUCGGCCUUUACCAUGAUGUACAGCUUUCUGGUGGAUCUUGGUUAACGCUAUUCGACUCAAACAUCAUCAUCAUUCAAAUCCACCAGCUACAACGUGCGAUUAUCGUUGGAUUGUUUACAUCUUCAUAGGGAGGGGAUUUGUUUUUUAUUUUCUUACACACAUUCAAUCGAGUAUGACUAUACGCUUUUACGCUUACACGAAAGGUAAUUGAAAGUCGUUCAAAAUCACGCCCGUUGCUCAUUAUUCACCAACUCACUACAUCCAACACUUUUGCCGAUUUCCCGAUUUGACAGCUUCGCUUCUGCAACGACAACCGUUCUAGACGGCCUGCCAUUUCCGGCUGCUCAUUCGCUGCCGGCGCUCAUAUUUAUAACCAAUUUAACCUGUCAUAUUCAGUGAACGAUGACACAGGUAAUCACUGUGCAGCAGGUGUAGAGCAGCCACCAGAUGGUAAACAGCUCACCGCCACGGUAAGGCCACCGCACCCACGCUAUGGUUAGAAAAAAAAAUGUUUUUCGAACUUUGAGCACAAUUUUGAGCAUAAUAAUGAUAACAACAGUGGGAAGCAAAAAUUGUGAAAAGAGUAGGCAACUUACAGCAAAAAAAAGAAAAAUGGCUCAGGAAAUGGAAACUCUUAGCAGCAUGUGUAAACAAAGUGUUCUCCCGGGACGAUGCUGGGAGCGGAGGUGCAACGGGACGGGAAGAAAAAUUAAAAGUGAAAAAAUGUCAUAAACAGUGACGUCUUUUAUGUGCUACACGUCUGGCUGCUGAAAUCUUUCAACAGUUUGUGUAGCAUUUUUCCAAUUUUUACUUGCCGUGUGUUUUUCUCUUCUUUUACCUUUCAGCCGCAUUCAGGAGUUGCUUCAGCUCCGGCUCCGACUAAAUGGGGCGCGUGCGUUUUUCCGAGCCUUUUUUUUUGCUUCGCUUUUUCGCUUCCUCUUCUUCCUCUGUUGUGUGUGUUUGUUGCAAAAGACGGGUUUGGUGGGAGCAUUUGUUGCCACGAGCCAAAACUUUUCUUUUCCUUUCAUGUCGUACCUGUAAGUGAACAGGGCUGCUGCCUGUUAUCCUUUCAUUUCGCUCGCUAUUCUUGGGCUGCUGUGUUUUCCGUUUUUCUUUUUGCAGUUUUUUGUUGUUGCUGAUUCCUUUGGCCGCCCUGUUUUAGCGUUCGCUGCUAACCGUCGUUUUUCUUCCGUCGCUGGAAGGGAUCGGGAUGAUGUGAUGAUGUUCAAUCUUCCGCGCCCAACCCACGCGAUCCUUUCGCGCGGGCUCACACGCGUACGUGGAAAGCAAAAGCACCUUUUAGAUGUGUUUGAUAAAAUGAUAAAAAAGUGUAAUGAAGCGGGGGAGGAAAAAAAAAGAACUGCAAAACGCUUGCUUUGAAAAAUAAGAUCUGACCGACGCAGAUAGAAAGGCAGCCAUGAGGCGAUACUGUAGCGAGCCUAGAGGAGCGUUGAGCGGGAGCCAGCCAGCAGCACAGUUACGGGUACCACAUUAAAUAGCGUUCCUGAGGCAUAUUCUGCUGCUGCUGUUUUCUUUCUACAGCGGCACGUUUGAGCUUGUGUUUAGGUCGUUUAUCAACUGGCCUCCGUUUCCAUACCGGGCCAAGGGAUGAAAGGUAAAAGCAAAAUGGUCCGGUAAGCAAAAGGGGUUGCACAAAUGGCUGGCUGGCUGGUUGACGGGAAUGAAGGAAGAAGGAUGGUAAGAAUGAAAUUAAAAACCGGAACCGGAAAAUCCUAUUGCGGCGUGCAGCGUGUUUUCAUGGAACUUGUUCUAGUCAGCCGAGAUUUCCUGUCACUGGCGCUCAAUGCUACGGUUUAAUAUUCAUAAAGCGCGCACCCACACACACACAGAAAAAGAUCCAGGUGGAUAGCGUGUGCCAAGAAAGCGGCACGGGGAAAACACGAUCCCGAAGUAUAUCUCAGAUGCAACCGUAAUGCUAUUUUCGUGUGAACUUGUGAGAUAAAAUGGUGAACCGGAUGUACGGGGGUUAGGUUUUUGUUUAACUUUUGUUGGGUGCUGUUUGGAAUGCAAUAAAGUAAGUUUGUCUGAUGCCGUUGAAGUAA